AUGAAACUUUUUGAAACUUCUUAUACUUUCUUAUACCCGUGGUCAAAAGUAUCUGCAGCUCAUUGGAAUAAAUAUCCAAAUGAUAAUUGUCCUCACGUUGUUACAAUUGAUGUGUUGGAUCGUUCGGUUGAUCCAAAAACAGGAAUACUCAGAACAGAACGUUUAGUAAAAAUUCAUCAGAACAUACCUAGGAUUUUUAGAAGAAUUUUUGGUGAUUUUGCCGAGUCAUAUGCAAGGGAAGUUAGUGAGGUUGAUCCAAAAAACAAACUUUUAAAGAUGACAAGUACAAAUCUCACUAUGAGAAAUAUAAUAAAUGUUUCUGAAAUUAUUACAUAUGCUGAGGAUCCCAAUGAUCCAUCAAGAACAUUAUUCAAACAAGAAGCAAGAAUUCGAUGUAAUGAAUCAAUUAACAAAUUUACAAAUUAUAUUGAGGAUUUUUUUAUUCAACGAUUUAGAGAAAAUUCUAUGAAAGGUCGACAAGGUUUUGAAGGAGUUUUAGAAAAAUUAAUGGUACAAAAUGAAACAUCAACAUUAUAG
Molecule: messenger RNA, 537 nt
Organism: Entrophospora sp. SA101
Lineage: Eukaryota; Fungi; Glomeromycota; Glomeromycetes; Entrophosporales; Entrophosporaceae
Source: the annotation of a GenBank genome assembly